This is a messenger RNA of Mastomys coucha (southern multimammate mouse), 2766 nucleotides long. It is a transcript of the gene Mmab, whose product is annotated as metabolism of cobalamin associated B. Gene Ontology annotation, molecular function: corrinoid adenosyltransferase activity. The record is from RefSeq and is a predicted model, not a curated record. Lineage: Eukaryota; Metazoa; Chordata; Mammalia; Rodentia; Muridae. The transcript has 9 exons. Bases 62 to 814 code for a protein of 250 amino acids.
AACAGCGAUUGAGAGGUGGCGCGGCCGGCUGCGGGGCGGAGUCACCACCGGGCCUGGACGGAUGCCUGGCCGGGUCAGCCCCGGACGCGUUACUGUGCGCAUGGCUGUGUGUACCUUUGGGGGCCGCCUCGGCCUGCGCGGGCUUCUCGGCGCCUCCAGGCUGCUUUGUCCCCGUUUCCAGAGCCGCGGCCCUCAGGGCGGGGAAGACGGGGACAGGCCGCAGCCAUCCUCGAAGGCAGCCAGGAUCCCCAAGAUUUACACCAAGACAGGAGACAAAGGGUUUUCCAGCACCUUCACGGGAGAAAGAAGACCUAAAGACGAUCAAAUAUUUGAAGCUGUGGGGACCACGGAUGAGCUAAGCUCGGCUAUUGGGUUUGCCAUGGAGUUGGUCACAGAAAAAGGCCACAUAUUUGCUAAAGAGCUUCAGAAAAUCCAGUGCACGCUGCAGGAUGUCGGCUCCGCCCUGGCCACUCCGAGUUCCUCAGCCAGGGAGUCUCACUUAAAGUACACAGCCUUCCAGGAAGGGCCUAUCCUGGAGCUGGAACGGUGGAUUGACAAGUACUCCAGCCAGCUCCCCCCGCUCACGGCUUUCAUUCUGCCUUCUGGAGGCAAGAGCAGCUCUGCCCUUCACUUCUGCCGGGCUGUCUGCCGCCGAGCCGAGCGACGUGUGGUGCCUCUUGUCCAGAUGGGAGAAACAGAUGCAAACGUGGCCAAGUUCUUAAACAGGCUCAGCGAUUACCUCUUCACUGUAGCCAGAUAUGCAGCCAUGAUGGAGGGCAGCCAAGAGAAAAUAUACAAGAAGCAUGAUGUGUGAAGCAUGAAGGCAUGGUGGGUGAGUGGUCAACUCCAGACUGAGAGCGAGAGUAAAAGUGGGGAUGGGCUAAAGACUCAGCAUUGCCUCAUGCCCCCCGACCCCCAGGGACCUCUGAGACUCUUGGCUUCUCCUGGCUGUGUCGAACAUGUCAGCUGAGUUCCAAACAGCAGGAAGGCAAGGUACACUGGAGGCCACGAAGAGGACAGGCCACUUGGAAUUGAGAAUGAACAUGGGGAAGGUUUGAACCAUACACUUGGGUGCUUUCUCUCUCUCUCUCUCUCUCUCUCUCUCUCUCUCUCUCUCUCUCUCUCUCUCUCUCUCUCUGUGUGUGUGUGUGUGUGUGUGUUAGAGAGAGAGAGAGAGAGAGAGAGCAAGAGCACACUGCUAACUCAGGCUGUUCAAGGACUUGGAAUGUACCAGAGGCCCCUGGAAAUGUAAUUGUGAUUUACCUGCGCCGAUGGGGCUUUAAAUGUCACAUUUAUAAAGGGAAGGCAGGCAGGCUUGAGGAGUUUAGUCACCUCUGAGCCGCCCAUCACUGCCACAGUGUCGGGGAAAGACAGCUGCAGGUCCACGGGAGGUGCAACUCGGAGAAUCCUCUCCAUCAGGGCAGGAGGCAGGUGGCUCUCCCUGCCCCGCCCGGCAGUGGCAGAGAUGCGGUCUUCAGCCUGACACAUGCUCUCUAUGUCCCUUGGCUGGUCUGUGCUUCCGUCAGCCACACCAUGUUAGUCUGUGCUUCUGAGAGCCACACCAUGGCUAGUCUGUAACUCCACUGGCCACCACUGCUUCCUCUCCCUGUGAAGUGACAUCGCAGUGACACUUGUGUCCUUGGGAAGAGGGAUAUUUAGAAAGGCUGGAAGCAGCCCUGAGAAUCUCAUGGUAGGCAGUGGCUUAGGAAGGGCAAGUGUAAGACACCUGAGGACUCAGCUCAGUGACCAUCUCUUCCCUGUGCCCUUGCUUGGCACGCCUUCUAUACUAGGUGUGGGUGGACCGACUCCUCUAGCUGUCUUGUUGGUCAAUCAUCGAGCCUUUGGUUUCAGCUGUGCAUCUUCUGGGUCCCGUGAAGGAUAGAUGCCCAGCAGGGAGGAACACCCCAGGAGGCUGACCUGUCCAAUGCUGUUGCGGCCACCAUAGUGAAACAUGGAUUGGGUACAGAGUUGGUUGCUAUGUGUGCCAGACCAGAGACAGGAGGCACAAGCUUAGGGAGCUUAAGCAUCAUGCUGUUAGUCUGGGCCUAGCAGGGGAAGCCAUGUUCCAAGAGCUUGCAGUAGCCCAGAUACUCUACUACAGCUCUAGGUCUUCCUAAAAAAGACAGUAUGAACUCAGAAUAGGAAGCCACACCCCUAGCCUAUGCCCAACUGCUUUCAGUACCCAGGUCCAGAUGUUGAGUGGCACUCGAAAGGUUGAUCCCUACCUUCAGGCUCCAGGCAUUGCCUAGCCUUGUGCGUACCACCCACGCUCCUCAUAGGUGAGUCCCACUGCAGGGAUAGAGUUCACAUUUCUACAGGAAGGGAAACUGAGGCUCAGCACUGACCUAGGCUGUGGCCACAUCACACACACACACACACACAUCACCCACGGGCACUUGACAGUCGUUUUAAUCAUGACCUGGGCUGCAGCAAGCAAUGCCAGCCACUAACAGAUUGCUGUCGCAUCUCUCAGCCGAGUCUCCCUUAACUGACACUUCACAGCUAUUGUUAAUGUGCAUUUCUCAUCGAGUCAUUUUCAAAGCCUGAACUUGUAGCACAUCCCAAUGAUAAAUGUCCCUGGUUCCAAGUCCCCUGUCAGCUGCAGUGUCACCCUUACCCCCUCCCCAGUACCUCCCGACAGCCCAUCCAGUUUUACGAUCUCUCUGUCCCAGUGAUCAUGGCUGAACCUUUAAGAAUCCGGAUGCAUUUCAAGUUUAAUUGAAUAAGAUUCUUUGUAUAAUAAAUUCCACAUGAAUGCUACAUAAA